CAGUUUGACUCAGUGGUUCGCCAGACGCGGGCAGCGUCGGACCGCAAUGCGUGCGUACGUAGUCUUGGCCACUUUACUCGCGGUAUCUAACCAUGGAGAUUCCGCCCGGAUACUCGGACUGUUCCCACACACAGGCCGCUCCCACCAAAUGGUCUUCGAGCCACUCCUCGAAACGCUAGCCGAAAGGGGACAUCAUAUCACUUCUGUCUCGUUCUUCCCGCUCAAAAACCCUCCUGCAAACUACACCGAUGUCACCUUAGAGGGGAUUUCUCCGCUCGGCCUAGAAAGUAUCGACUUAAACUUGUUUGAAAACCCAAAUAAACUUGUAAGUUAUCUCGGAGCGGAAAGACUGUUGAUGCAGAUUUUCGCGUUCCAUCCUCUUGAUGAGUACGCUGUGACCAUCUGUAAGAAGCUGGUGGAUUGGCCGGAGCUGAUCAAAGCUUUAAAACAGGAGUAUGAUCUUGUUAUCGUGGAGUAUUUCAACAGUGACUGCAUGUUGGGUCUUCUUCAUAUUUAUGGUAUACAAGCGCCGAUAGUGGCGUUGUCUUCUAGCGGCCUAAUGCCUUGGAGUCCCGACCGUAUUGGCGUAAGCGACAACCCUGCGUAUGUCCCGCUAAUCAGCACAUUCUUUACACCAAAAAUGGACUUUUGGCAACGAUUAGAAAACACGCUCUUCCAAAUUAUUUACAAAUACUGGUUUAGAUCUCAAAUUCAGUUGAAGGAGCAAGAAAUUAUUGAGAAGCAUUUUGGGAAGAGAAUUCCCGAUUUGAAGGACCUUGGGAAGAAUCUUUCGUUAAUCAUGGUGAAUACUCAUCACACGCUAAAUGGAGUCCGACCUUUAUUACCUGGUGUUUUGGAAGUUGGUGGAAUGCACAUGGAUCACUCUAGAAAACCCAUACCUCAUUACAUCGAGCGCUUCAUCAACGAGUCCGACCACGGCGUGGUGCUCCUCUCCUUCGGGUCACUCAUCAAGACAUCUACCCUGCCAAAGUACAAGGAAGAGAUGAUAGUGAACGCUUGUGCCAAGCUGAAACAACGGGUCAUCUGGAAGUAUGAAGACAGCAAGGAGGAAGGAACACUCACCGGAAAUAUACUGAGGGUUCGGUGGAUACCGCAGUAUGAGUUGUUACAACAUCCAAAAGUGAUUGCGUUCGUAGCUCACGGUGGUCUCCUAGGCAUGACGGAGGCGGUGGCUGCUGGUAAGCCGAUGGUGGUGGUACCGUUCUUCGGAGACCAGCCCAACAACGCAGCCGCGGCCGAAGCUCGGGGCCUGGCGAAGGUUGUCUCCUAUACUGAGCUGAGUGAGAAGGCGCUUGCCGACGCUAUGAAGGAAGCCGUCAGUGCCGAGAUGCGCGUAAACGCACGUCGCGUGUCGAGUAUAUGGCGUGACCGGCAAGCGGACCCUCUGGACACUGCGAUAUAUUGGACAGAACGGGUCAUUCGAUGGGGGAAGCAAGACCCCCUUCAUUCAGCCGCUAGAGAUCUAAGCUACGUCGAACUGGCCCUCCUAGACGUCGCCGCAGCACUCAUCCUAGCAAUCAUCACCAUACUUCUAGUUCUAAGAUUUAUACUCUCUUUGAUACCCAAGUUCCUAGGCUUUGGUACGAAGAAAGAGAAAUUGCAUUAGAUUACCAAAGCACCUAUUAGUUUAAGAAUUAUUUUUAAGUUUAUAUGUAAGUAUGUAGGUAUUUAUGAAUAACGCUUUCUGUGUAAUGUGAAGGAGAAAACGUGUUAAUAUUUAUUUAUUGUUCUUUCCCGUAACACAAGUGUACACGGUACACGUUUUAAAAAAAAAACAAAACAAAAUAUUAAAAAAGACAAAAUGAAAACGACGAAAUAAACGUUUAUAGAACGUGUACAGGAACAAAGGCGCCAACUCGUCGAGACUGUCGGUAGAUCGAUAAUCCACGCUAAUGACCUACUUUCAGUGUUUAUACUUUAAAACUAAUCCCGUUAUGAUGACAUAAGAGUGUUGUGGGAGAGUCCAAUGUCCCUCAAACUGGCACGACUCCAGGGGUACAGUAGCAGAGAGUAACUAAGAAAAGUAAAAAUAGAACGAUUAGUAACAAGUCACGCUAAGGAUUCGUGAUCAGGUGCUUCCAGAAAUGUGUCAAAAUGUUCUAUUUAUUAUGCCAGGUUUCCUGCACGUGUUUUGGGCUACACAAAACAUGUGCAUAAUGUAGAUUUUUGAUUAUCGUUGAAUGAAAUGAACAUGUGGUACAAAACAGGUGCAGAUUUGGUCUUAUAAUUUAAAAAGAAGUAAAAACCGCUUUCAAAAUGGCGCUGGAAUUUAAAUUUUAAACUUGGAAAUUGUCAAACUUCUUUAUUACUGGAUGAACCCCAGUCAUAUUAUUCUAAGCCUUUACAUUGUGCCUACACUUUUUCAUCUUAGGUAUGACGAUUUAAUAAAAAUAGCGAAAUGUGAUAGAUAGAUAUAGAUAUAAUGGUACUGUAGAUUAUUCAAUACAAUUUUUUUAAUUACUUAUGCUGUUGUUCCUAAAACAUGCUGUUGAUUGGUUUAAUGUUGUCAGUGAAGUAAAUAAUAACUAUACCUACUUAUAAUGUAAAUAACUUAUAACAAUAGCUUAGAUAGACCAAUUACAUAGAUUAUUUUCAGAUCGUUUUGAAAUAAAAUGAAGCCAAAUUUCA
Pectinophora gossypiella (pink bollworm) is the source of this 2649-nucleotide messenger RNA. It is a transcript of the gene UGT46A2, whose product is annotated as UDP-glucosyltransferase 2-like. The record is from RefSeq and is a predicted model, not a curated record. Gene Ontology annotation, molecular function: UDP-glycosyltransferase activity. Bases 47 to 1627 code for a protein of 526 amino acids. The transcript is spliced from 4 exons. NCBI's taxonomy places the organism in Eukaryota, Metazoa, Arthropoda, Insecta, Lepidoptera, Gelechiidae.